UCCACACGUUAAUCCAUGUUAAUCUACUGAGCCACGGAACUCUGUUAUCACAAAGGCAACUGGAUAUUCUACUGAAUUCAUCGAUUUUGAAACCAAAAGAUACGAAGCGAAGUACUUUGAGCUCUUAUCCACACACAGCAUUUCCAAAAGGAGCCGAAGAUCCCUCACAGGCCUAUAAAUGGAGCAAAAGGUGUGUCAUUUCAAGGCCCUCAACGGGGACGUCCUAGCAGAUAUCAUUGGUCGAUUAGAUGGUUCAACUCUGGCUGCUGCUGCCUGCACCUGUUCUGACCUCCGUGAUAUAGCUCGAGACCAAUGCUUAUGGAAACAGCUGUGUCACUCCACCUGGCCCUCUACUGCACUUGAAGAAGCAAAUCUUCUUCUUUCGUCUUCACCCAUUGGUAGCUUCCACAAGUUCUACGCCAACUCUUAUCCAUUGCUGUUACACGGCAAACAAAUCAAAUCUCCAGAACUAAAAACCCAUGCCACCGCUUCUCAAUUUGCUUCGCUGGUGGAUCUUUACUACACGAAAGAAUGUGUUCUGUCUAAAGUAUUAGAUGGCAUACCCCAAGCAGUGGAUGGCAACUCUCGCAGAUGGUACUCAAAUUGCCCAUUUAAACUAGAGCUAUUGAGCCUUGACUAUGAUGAACGCACACGUUUUGACAAUGAACUUGGCUAUGCCUACAUCGAAGACGAUGAUGAAGAAAGAAGAGGUCCUCCAUCAAUAUCAGUAUCAGAAGGUGAAAAAUUGAGACAUGAUCACUGCAAGGAGCUGGAGGAGAAACUCAGGUUAAGUUGGGUGCUGCUGGACAAGAAAAAGGGCAAAGCUGUCAAUCUCUCAAGCUGGAAGCCAGUGUUGGUACAGAGCAGAUGGCCUUUCAGUGCGGACUAUGUGAUUCAUUUUGGUAGCAUUGUACUAGUGGAUGAGAGCUUGUUGUCUAACAAAUUGGCCAUGUGCAAAAUAGUAGUUGGAUGCAAACUGAGAGAAAGUGGAGGGUGUCCAAAAUGGAGGGAAAUUAGCAUGCAUAUCGAGGACCUGACAGGUGCAAGUGUUGGUGGAAGUAAGAGUUUGAUGGUUCUGAAUCACGCUCUAGACUGCUUGCGGAGUACUAAUCACCAUGAAGUCAAACAGGGUUUUCGUCAAUAUGAGAAGCGAAAGAGAGAGAUGAUGAGGAAAAAGGAGUUACGGGAAACUUUAAUUGAAGGAUUCUGUGUCUCAAUUGAAGUAGCAAUUUUUGUAACUCUUUGUUAUAUUUAUUUAUUUCUCUAGCACUUCUCUACCAAAUCCAAUGAAUUUUUCUCAGUUAAGCACAUUUUAAAGCA
This is a messenger RNA of Alnus glutinosa, 1320 nucleotides long. RefSeq names its product F-box protein At2g27310-like. Gene Ontology annotation, molecular function: protein binding. The coding region runs from base 179 to 1267 and encodes 362 amino acids. The transcript has a single exon. Lineage: Eukaryota; Viridiplantae; Streptophyta; Magnoliopsida; Fagales; Betulaceae. The record is from RefSeq and is a predicted model, not a curated record.